UCAGAUAAACUAUUAGUUUUUACUGUAGCAACUAAAGAAACAGAUGGCUUUCAUCGCUUCAUGCAAACUGCAAAGCACUUCAACUAUACAGUAAAGAGAAAUUAUGGAUUAGAGAUGAGCCCUCCAUCUUCAGGUCUUCACCCUUAUCUGGGGCUGGGAGUCAAACCUGAUGAACGCGUAAAUGCAGAGGAAGAUUUUGUGAGCUAUGAUGUUAUCUUUGCGGGGGGCCCUGAAGAAUUGCUAAAGAAAUUUCAGGAAGCUAAUCAUAAAGUUGUGUUUGCAGCAGAUGGACUGAUUUGGCCAGAUAAAAGGCUAGCUGACAAGUAUCCUUUUGUCCGGAGUGGAAAACGAUUCCUGAACUCAGGAGGAUUUAUUGGUUAUGCUCCAUAUAUAAAUCGUAUUGUACAGCAGUGGAACCUGCAGGAUAAUGAUGAUGACCAGCUGUUUUAUACCAAAAUCUAUGUUGACCCCCUGGCAAGGGAACGUAUUAACAUUACUUUGGAUCACAAAUGUGCAAUUUUCCAGACUCUAAAUGGAGCUGUAGAUGAAGUUCACUUGAAAUUCGAAGAAGGAAAAGUAAGAGCUAGGAAUUCCAUAUAUGAGACAUUACCAAUCACCGUUCAUGGAAAUGGUCCAACUAAAAUUCACUUGAAUUAUUUGGGAAACUAUAUCCCAAAUGCUUGGACCCGGGAAACUGGAUGCAAUAUUUGUGAUGUUGAUUUGCUAGACCUAUCAACAGUAAAGGAAUAUCCAAGAGUAAAAAUCGGUGUUUUCAUUGAACAACCCACCCCUUUCCUACCCAAAUUUUUAGACAGACUGUUGACUCUGGACUACCCAAAGGAGGCACUCAGUAUCUUCAUUCAUAAUAAUGAGGUUUACCAUGAAAAGCACAUCAAGAAAUUUUGGGAAAAAGCCAAGAACAUUAUCAGAAAUAUAAAAAUUGUUGGACCUGAAGAAAAUCUGAGUCAAGCAGAAGCCAGGAACAUGGGAAUGGACCUUUGUCGACAGGAUAAAGAAUGUGAAUAUUACUUCAGCAUAGAUGCAGAUGUUGUACUGACAAACCCAAAGACUCUAAAAAUAUUGAUAGAGCAGAACAGAAAGAUACUUGCUCCACUUGUGACUCGGCAUGGGAAGCUUUGGUCCAAUUUCUGGGGUGCUUUGAGCCCAGAUGGCUACUAUGCUCGAUCAGAGGACUAUAUUGAUAUUGUCCAAGGGAACAGAGUGUUUAUCACUUUACAAAGGGAAAAAGACUCCCCUUCUUCGGAAACAUUCCAUAUGCUCAGACCCCCAAAGGGAGUUUUCAUGUACAUUACCAACAGACAUGAAUUUGGAAGACUUAUUUCUACAGCCAAUUACAAUACCUCCCAUUACAACAAUGACCUCUGGCAGAUAUUUGAAAAUCCUGUGGACUGGAAGGAAACCUAUAUAAAUCCCAACUAUUCCAAGAUCUUCACUGAUAAUAUAGUAGAACAGCCCUGUCCAGAUGUGUUUUGGUUUCCAAUAUUUUCUGAGACUGCCUGUGAUGAAUUGGUAGAAGAAAUGGAACAUUUUGGACAAUGGUCUGGUGGAAAACACCAAGACAGCCGUAUUUCUGGAGGUUAUGAAAAUGUCCCAACUGAUGAUAUUCAUAUGAAGCAAAUUGGACUAGAUAAUGAAUGGCUGCAUUUCAUAAGAGAGUUCAUUGCCCCAGUAACACUAAAGGUUUUUGCUGGCUAUUAUACAAAGGGGUUUGCUUUACUGAAUUUUGUUGUAAAAUACAGUCCUGACCGACAACGCUCGCUCAGACCUCAUCAUGACUCCUCUACAUUCACAAUCAACAUUGCCCUCAACAAAGUAGGAGAAGAUUUUCAAGGAGGUGGAUGCAAAUUUCUUAGGUACAACUGUUCCAUUGAGUCCCCCAGGAAAGGAUGGAGUUUCAUGCACCCCGGAAGAUUGACUCAUUUACAUGAAGGACUUCCUAUCUUAAAUGGCACAAGAUACAUUGCAGUAUCAUUUAUUGAUCCUUAAUUUUUUUUUUUUUGCCCUCUUCAGUGCCAGUGUUUGAUUCCUUACAAAAACAUUUAUUUAUAGUUUUCUUCCAGAAGACGAUGCUGAAAGUAACUACUCCUAAAUAUCAAGAAUCCUUUGGGCUAAAGAAUG
Molecule: messenger RNA, 2139 nt
Organism: Tinamus guttatus (white-throated tinamou)
Lineage: Eukaryota; Metazoa; Chordata; Aves; Tinamiformes; Tinamidae
Source: RefSeq, a predicted model, not a curated record